CCCGAACGACAACGUAGCACUCCCACACGCCCCACCCACAACACGCGUCACACUACCGCACGGACAACCAUAUCCAUUCCCCACGGGGGGUCUUUGGCCGACGCACCUCGCCGUCGGGCAUGGAGGCCACCGCCGCUCCCCAGCUCGAUUCCUUUCUCCAGUGAAGCACGGGCUAUGGAGGUGUGUCCAUGCCGCCGCGGCCUCGGUCGGAGGUGGAGGAGCGACGAGAGGGCUCGCUCGGUGGGCGGCACGGCGAGGCACAAAGUGGAGAGGGAGUGGGCGGCCAUGCCGCGGCGAAGAAGAGCACGAUGAAGCGGAGCAAGAAGGCACUGACGGUCUGCGAUGCUGGGAUGGAGGCGCGGAGCACGGUCGGGGGGAGGGGGGACGAGGUAGUGGCGGAGGUCAUGGCGGCCGGGGCGGUGAGUUUCGCGGAGCGUCGGGCCGACAUGGGGCGACCACGCCGCCGCGUUCCACAUGCUGGAGACGAUGGCGACCACACCGCCGUGUUGCUCAUGCUGCUGGUCGCCAAUAUAACGGAAAGAGGCCUGUAGGGCCUGAUGAUUGGGGCGUUCGCGCUGGGGUGUUUUCCUCCCGAACGAGUGGGUUCGGUUGAUCUUCGUCCGGUAGCGAACGAGUUGUUCGGUCCGGGGUCUCCCAUACCGAACGUCAGUGCCUUAUCGGGGUCCUUAAUAUAUAUUGCCAAACAUCCAACUAUGUAUCCACACAAAAUUAAAGCAACUGUUUUUCUUUUGCAAGGAACAAAAUAUGUAUUAACCGAGCAUCGGUUUCUUCA
Molecule: messenger RNA, 793 nt
Organism: Triticum dicoccoides
Lineage: Eukaryota; Viridiplantae; Streptophyta; Magnoliopsida; Poales; Poaceae
Exons: 2
Coding region: 189-551 (120 amino acids)
Source: RefSeq, a predicted model, not a curated record